AUGGAAAGUUUCAGGCAAUGCCAUAUACCUACAACCCAGUCAGCGUUUGUGUUCGCUACCCGUCCUUUCAGUCACGAUCAUGUCUAUUACCCAAUCGAUGCUCUCCUAUUCUCGCUGACUGAACCAGAAUCACCUAUCGAAUCUAGACUGACCCUGUCGCUACUUGGAGCAAGCAUACCUAGAGUGGCACUGACAGAUACCGCCCAUAGUGAGGGCUCGCAAGCAGAUCAACACGGCAUCACAAAUGUGAACGCAAGAUAUGGUCCGGUAGCAGUUUUGCGCCGUACACAGACUCAAAGCAUGCUAAUGUGCUGCCAAAUGUUUCAGGCCACCAUUCGAAAUAUCUCAAGUAAGCCUUGGUCCAAGGACGGAGACAGUACGAUUUACGAGCAUUUCCAAUCAAUGAGAAAGCUAGCUUACGAAGCUCAGCAACUCGCCGAAGGAGCACAAAGCCAAGGUCUGCAAGCACGAUGUGAGUACUGGUUGGGAUGCGCCUGCGCAGGUACCCAAGACUUCCUCGCUGCGGCAGAUCACUUGAAGCGCGCUAGGUGGCUGGAUGUACCUGAUGGUCUGAGAUUCGAGGAGAAGGCGGACAUUCACUUCUUGCUGGCAUGCGUGGAGAAGCACAUUGAAGCUGUAGUAAAAGAUGAUUUUGCGGUAGGGUCAGACCAAUAUUGUUCUUCACAGGAGCGUGGGAUGUCGUUUGCAAACGAGGCGUCACUGCAGAAAUGGACAGCGCCAGAGCACUCGUACACCAAACAUGGACUGGAGACCCCACGUUUUUAG
Messenger RNA from Ascochyta rabiei, 786 nucleotides. RefSeq lists its product as uncharacterized. The transcript has a single exon. The record is from RefSeq and is a predicted model, not a curated record. Bases 1 to 786 code for a protein of 261 amino acids. NCBI's taxonomy places the organism in Eukaryota, Fungi, Ascomycota, Dothideomycetes, Pleosporales, Didymellaceae.